CUACCUGUAUCUCGGGCACACGUUUCGUCCAUACAGGUAGACUGUGAGAUCUUCACGCGAUAAGUUCUUGAAUCGAUAUCUUGUGGGCUACUCGAGAGCUACUUUCAGUGACCUACAACAUCAGCUCAUGUGGACUGGCCUGUGACUGUGCCUAUGGUGCUAGAGCUAGAAGGCACACCAAGUUGGGCUUUGAAGCAGCAUUACUAGUGUUAUUGCUCUAAAGCUCACUUGGAGUGGAUCAAUUUGCAUAAGCUUUUGAUCCAUAGAACCUCCAUCUAAGGAGCAAUCAAUUUACAAUAGGUUAGAGGGUGGGUAAGUGGGCUGCUUCUUCACGAAGAUCGAUUGAUCCAAGAAAAGAACAAAAGUGAGGAAUCGGGGCUGCAGAGGUGCAUGCGCCCUUUUCGCGCGAAGCUUCACUACGUGAUCUGGUCCAGGUCUUGGCUUCGAGCGACGCUCCCUUGAGCUUUGCCUCAUUGGCGUCGACACUUCUACUAUAGUACUUCUUUAUGCUGCGCGACCACAAUGGCGUCGAAUGAAGCCAACCCUCCAGAAGGAGAGAUCCCACAAGCUUCGGAUCCCUUGAUCCAUUCUCCGGUGGCCCAGGCUGCAAGUCCCAACAUUCUCGUAGGAAUUGCUGCCAUCUCUGUCACUGCCAUUGUCUUGGUUGCAGUCGUGGUUCCCGUCUUGUUGUUGACCCGAGACGACAGCAGCAGCAAUACUAGCAGCGAAAGCAAUCUACAAGACGGUCUGAUUCGCAUCAACUAUUCGGAAGUGCCUUCCUGGACCCCGUCAUCCAUCCCCUCCUUGGCACCAUCGGCCAGACCAUCCUCUUCCUCUCCACCGUCCUUGGUGCCAUCAAUGUCACCUUCUGCCAACCAAACAAAUGACACUCUUCCAUCGGAUGAUGUCUUUAUAGACGACGACGAUAGCAGUGUCCUGGUAGACGACUUUUUUGGAUUUGGAGAUGCCCUUGUCCCCGAUGAGAUCCGUACUACACCCAUGGAUCCGUAUGUCAAGGCAGACUGUGACUUUUACGACAAGCUCCAGCCCCAUGUGAUAGCACAAUGUCAGUGCGAAGGAGCCAUUUCCAUUUUGGCGGAAGACAUUUUACAGUUAUACCAACAACUCAAGACGUAUCUGUUGCCACAAUUAUAUCUCACUCCGCAUCGAGUGACAAGUUGCCACCCACAAAAUCAAGCGCUCGUGUGGUUGUCCAGUGGAGAUACACGAAGGGGAGGGGACCUGGUCCAACGAUUCUUGUUGGCAACGGCCUAUAUUGCCAUGAAUGGCACGGAUUGGGAAUAUCAAAACCUGUGGCUAUCAGAUGCCAAUGAAUGCGUGUGGUUGGGGUUGUUUUGCAAUGACCGAUAUCAGGUGGAGUCUCUGGCCUUGGAACGAAACAAUGCCAUGGGAACGAUCCCCACAGAACUACAGCUGAUGCGGGGAUUACAGACUCUUUCCAUAACUGGUUCCGGGAUGACAGGUGAAAUCCCCGCGGAUCUCUUCCGCCUGCCAAAUCUCAAAGUGUUGUGUUUGUCUUCCAAUCAACUCACUGGCAGCAUUCGUACUGAGAUUGGACUUGCCACCAAUCUAGAAGUACUGAAAGUGGACAGUAAUUGGCUGUAUGGAUCCUUGGUUUCGGAAAUGGGAUUGCUGACCAAACUACGGUUGCUUUCUGUUGGGUUCAAUACAUUUGUUGGAUUCAUUCCCGGCGAACUGGUACAAUGCACUAAAUUGACUUCCCUGACAUUGGAAAACAACCGCUUCUCAGGCACCUUUCCCACAACCAUUGGACACCUGACUUCUUUGGUGGAGCUUUUCAUGGCAGACAACCUGAUGACAGGUUCACUUCCAACAGAAGUUGGGUUGAUGACAAGCUUGAGUGAAAUUCGGCUGACAAAUAUCGGCAUGCAUGGUCGACUUCCCACAGAGAUUGGAUUGCUGACAGACUUGUGGAGAGCAGACCUUGGAGGUCAAAUCUUGACUGGAACAAUCGUGACAGAACUAGGAGAGUUAUCCAAGCUGGCCUAUUUCACAUUGAAGCAAAACGAUAUCACGGGAACUCUCCCUACCGAGCUGGGUAGACUGACCAGCAUGGCUCGUUUGGAUCUACGGGAGAUGUAUUUGUCAGGCACUAUUCCAUCCGAGAUCGGAGCAAUGACCUCAUUAGAGGACCUGAUUUUAGAUUUCAAUGACAUUAUCAGCACAAUUCCGUCAGAAAUUUGCAACUUGCGGUGCUCCUGCAAUUCUUCCCUGCAAAAUUUCAUUGUAGAUUGCCCAACAAGGCAAGGAAGGGGGGUUGGUAACUAUACCCCAGGUGGCAUUGAUGCACUGCUAUCAGCUGAAGGAAACUGUUUCUCCUUUUGUAGAAAAGGAAACUAAUGGGGGCUGGCUGCAUUGUUGCAAGAGACAGUUAGGGAGCUGGUGAAAGCAUUGAUUGUUGCAUGUGACCUGCGAAGCUAAACGAAAUUGUGUCACUAGCUAGGACUCAGACUUCUGUGAUGCAUCAGUCUGGGGUGGAUUGCACUUCCAGUAAUUGCUAUGAUGUGUGAUUUCUUCUGACGGGAUUCGGCCUGUGAAUGAUAUACUG
Molecule: messenger RNA, 2590 nt
Organism: Seminavis robusta
Lineage: Eukaryota; Bacillariophyta; Bacillariophyceae; Naviculales; Naviculaceae
Source: the annotation of a GenBank genome assembly